Messenger RNA from Cajanus cajan (pigeon pea), 1190 nucleotides. Its product is annotated as protein LIGHT-DEPENDENT SHORT HYPOCOTYLS 5. Lineage: Eukaryota; Viridiplantae; Streptophyta; Magnoliopsida; Fabales; Fabaceae. The record is from RefSeq and is a predicted model, not a curated record. Gene Ontology annotation, cellular component: nucleus. Gene Ontology annotation, biological process: mRNA transcription; response to light stimulus.
GCAAGCCAUAAAAAGCUCCCUUCCCCCUUUCCCCUCUCUCUCUCUCUCUCCUUUUCUUUCCUUCUCACGAAAAAGAGAUCGAACAAAAACCAGAAAACCCUUUCCCGUGAAAACAUCUACCUCCAACUCUAACUCAAACCCUCAUCACUCAUCACUCUCAUUCAUUCAUUCACUUUCCUAUACUAAACCAAAACACACACACACUCAUUCAAACCUCACUUCCCCAACACAAGAAAAACCACACACACACACACACCCAAAUUCAACCUACUUGAGUGGCUUCAUCAUGGACUCAGCAUCAGGGGGAGGAGCACCCCAACCCACUACCACAGAACCUCCACCAUCAGCCUCUAACCCACCACCCACAGCGCCACAACCCGAAGGCUCAUCACCCGCACCACCCAGCCGCUACGAGUCGCAGAAACGCCGAGACUGGAACACCUUCUUGCAGUACCUGCAGAACCACAAGCCCCCAUUGACGCUCGCACGCUGCAGUGGCGCACACGUCAUUGAAUUCUUGAAGUACCUCGACCAGUUCGGAAAGACCAAGGUUCACAUAUCCGGGUGCCCUUACUUCGGCCACCCGAAUCCUCCUGCACCCUGCGCCUGCCCGUUAAAGCAGGCGUGGGGCAGCCUUGACGCCCUCAUCGGACGGCUCAGGGCGGCCUAUGAAGAAAACGGUGGCCGCCCUGAGUCUAAUCCGUUCGGCACCAGGGCUGUGAGGAUUUACCUCAGGGAAGUGAGGGAGGGUCAGGCCAAGGCCAGAGGGAUCCCUUAUGAGAAGAAGAAGCGAAAGAGGACCACUGUGACCGUGUCUGCGGUGGGUAGCGGCGGUGGUGGUAGUAGUAGCGGUGCAGUUUCUGCUCCAAGUGGCCGCGAUGGUGGUGGUGAUGUAACUAUUGGUGGUGGAGGUGGUUCUAGUGCUAGUUUAACUUCUACAACUGACACAGCUAAUGUUACUACGACCACCGUAUAAUAAUUUUAAUUUUCAUAAUUAUUUAUUUAUUUUUCCCGAUAUUUUUUUACAUUACUAUCUAUUUUUAGUUUUAUAAGGAAAUUAAUUGUGAUUAUUUACGGCUUAUAAUUAGGUUGCAUAUUUAAUUAUGUCGAUUUUCCAUCAACGAAAUUUUGGUGUAAAUAUUGUUUAAUUGUUUGUCUCAUCUGCAAUUAAUCAUUCUCUCUAUUAUCUA